AUGAGGAAAAGGUCAACGGGUCAGAACCCAGGACAUUACAGUCGGAUACCAUGGUGGACGAGGAUGAUACUGGUCGACUGGGCAGUAUGCAUUGGAGUUGUGAUAUUUGAAUUGAUCGUGUGCAACUUUGCCAUGAAUCCCUAUGAUAGAUAUAUACCCGAUGGAUUGGAUCAGUUCCAGACCAUCCAAUACCCACUCAAGGCAUCAAUAGUACCCACAUGGAUGUUGGCACUGAUCGUUGGUCUCAUUCCACUCAUCGUCUUCACAUCAUUCUAUGCAAGAUAUCGCAGUCUACAUGACCUACAUCAUGCAUGUCUAGGAUUGGUACAAGCAUUGACCAUGACAAUGUUAUUCACAGACUUUUUAAAGGUUAUUGUUGGAAGAUAUAGACCAGACUAUGCAGCACGCGUGGCAGAUGGAGACAAGUCAAGUAUACAUGAUGGUCGACUCAGUUUCCCUUCAGGUCAUUCAUCAGCAUCAUUCUGUUCAAUGACCUUCCUCUCAAUGUACCUCUGUGGCAAGCUGAGAGUCUUUAGAAAAGAAGGUUCACCAUCAUGGAAACUAUUCAUCGUGCUACUACCCUAUGCCAUAUCAUCAUUCGUCGCAGUUUCCAGGACGAUGGACUAUCAUCAUGACUUCUCAGAUAUACUUGGUGGAACAUUGAUUGGACUAUGCUUUGGAGGAUUCAUAUACUUUAAUAACUUUAAUCAAUUGUCUUCCAACAAAUGUGCAUUGCCAAAGAACAGACUGUACCCUAACUACUCAAAGGAUGGAUUGUUGUUGGCCGAAAAGGAUACUUCACUACUCUCAAUCAAAGUACUUGGU
Messenger RNA from Acytostelium subglobosum LB1, 825 nucleotides. RefSeq lists its product as hypothetical. Gene Ontology annotation, molecular function: phosphatidate phosphatase activity. The annotation marks the transcript as partial. The record is from RefSeq and is a predicted model, not a curated record. Lineage: Eukaryota; Evosea; Eumycetozoa; Acytosteliales; Acytosteliaceae. The transcript is spliced from 3 exons. Gene Ontology annotation, biological process: phospholipid metabolic process.